GUGUGCUGGAUAUGGCGAUGCAGAUAGCGUUGCAAUGAAUAUAGUUGGUGUCAAAUAUUGGACAUUAUUCGGAUCACCUAAAGUUACUGCGAGAGGGAUCGAACAAAUCUUGUAUAGCUGUGCUAGUGCAGUUAAAGCUAGCGUGAAGAUUAUCAAAUUGCAAUAUAAUAGACAGAAACAAAUUAGUGGUGUUAAUUCUGAUGCACAAACUUCUGGUGUCAUUGGUAUAACAUUGAACAUAAUAAUCAAUUUUGAUAGUAAUGCUACCAAUGAUUAUCGGAGAGAUGGUAUCGGAAACCUGACUCUACUGCAACAAUAG
This is a messenger RNA of Ambispora gerdemannii, 319 nucleotides long. The record is from the annotation of a GenBank genome assembly. NCBI's taxonomy places the organism in Eukaryota, Fungi, Glomeromycota, Glomeromycetes, Archaeosporales, Ambisporaceae.